Messenger RNA from Moneuplotes crassus, 601 nucleotides. Lineage: Eukaryota; Ciliophora; Spirotrichea; Euplotida; Euplotidae. The record is from the annotation of a GenBank genome assembly.
GACUUGAGGAAGUUUAAUUGAAUUUUUAAGAGAGUUAUGGAGGUAAUUGGGUUUUCAGGAGUGUUUUGGAAAAAGAAGGUUGUUUUAAGUGAAUAGAGGGUGAUAUUUAGGUUUGUAGUAAGAUUUUGUGUUUUAUUUGGUAUUGUAGGUUUUUGAGAGACUUUAUUGAAAUAGUUUUUUAGUUUUUCUUUUUGUGGGGAUUAUUUAACAUAUUUAGAUCUGAAGAGAAAUAGUGACUGAAGUUGAACAAGAAAAUGAAACCCCCAAUGUAGUAAAAGACAUUGAAAUUCUUCCUUGUGAGCAAUCAACAAUGCUCACACAGGCAGACACUAAAAUAACCCCACCAACUAAGCAUCUCAAGAAAGGAUCCGAAGUGUUAACAGAAUCCCCAGCACCAACAAAGAAGGCAAUCCAUAAAUCAACCCCUCUCGACUUAUCCAAAUCCUUUAUGGAAGAAUACGCAUAUAUCGAGAGUUUCCUGCUCGAAGGGACAAUUUUCUGGUCUCUUAAGGCUCACAACCAGUCAGGGAAGGUCAAAUUUCUUCCUCUCAAUCAAAUCCCUGCAUGCGAUAAAUUCCACUUAAACGAGAGAAAUCAAUAA